Messenger RNA from Opisthocomus hoazin, 2158 nucleotides. Lineage: Eukaryota; Metazoa; Chordata; Aves; Opisthocomiformes; Opisthocomidae. The record is from RefSeq and is a predicted model, not a curated record.
AUGGAGCUCAAAGUAUGGGUGGAUGGAGUCCAGAGGAUUGUGUGCGGGGUCACCGAAGUCACAACUUGCCAGGAAGUUGUCAUAGCCCUUGCUCAGGCUAUUGGUAAGUCGCGCUGUCAGCUGGGUGUCUGGGAGUGGGGGGAAGCUGCUUUUAGGCACCUGGCGCCGCACGAGAACCCCAUCGUGUCUCUGAACAAGUGGGGACAGUACGCCAGCGACGUGCAGCUGAUCCUGCGCCGCACCGGGCCCUCCCUGAGCGAGCGGCCGACUUCGGACAGCAUGGCGCGCAUCCCUGAGAGGACGCUGUACCGGCAGAGCUUACCGCCCCUGGCCAAGCUGAGGCCUCCCGGAGACAAGUCCAUGAAGAGGAGGGAGCCCAAGAGGAAAUCCCUCACCUUCACCGGGGGGGCCAAAGGGCUAAUGGACAUCUUUGGGAAAAGCAAGGAAUCCGAGUUCAAGCAGAAGGUGCUCAACAACUGUAAAACAACAGCGGAUGAGCUGAAGAAGUUGAUCCACCUCCAGACGGAGAAGCUUCAGUGCAUUGAGAAACAGCUGGAGUCCAAUGAAGCCGAGAUCCGCUACUGGGAGCAGAAGUACAACUCCAGCCUGGAAGAAGAAAUCCUCAAGCUAGAGCAGAAGAUCAAAAGGAACGAGGUGGAGAUUGAAGAGGAAGAGUUCUGGGAAAACGAGCUGCAGAUCGAGCAGGAGAAUGAGAAGCAGCUGAAGGAGCAGCUGCAGGAGAUGAGGCAGAGGAUCCUGGAGUGCGAGAGCAAGCUGAAGGACUACAUGUCUCAGAUCCACAACAUGGAAAGUGGCCUUGAAGCAGAGAAGUUGCAGCGGGAAGUUCAAGAGUCCCAAGUGAACGAAGAAGAGGUCAAGGAAAAAAUCGAGAAGGUGAAGGGUGAAAUUGAUGUUCAGGGCCAGCAGAGUCUGAGACUGGAAAAUGGCAUUAAAGCUGUGGAAAGGUCUUUGGGCCAAGCUACCAAACGGUUGCAGGACAGGGAACAAGAACUGGAGCAACUGACGAAGGAGCUGCGACAGGUCAAUCUCCAACAGUUCAUCCAGCAAACGGGAACGAAGGUCACGGUGCUGCCAGCAGACCCCGUUGAGGUGGAGGCCCCGCACGUGGAGCUCGAGAGAGAGCCAGCAUUUCAGUCUGGGUCACUGAAGCGCCCUGGCUCAUCACGGCAACUCCCCAGUAACCUUCGGAUUCUGCAGAAUCCCCUGUCGUCUGGUUUUAACCCGGAGGGCAUUUAUGUAUGACAGUACAUACCUCUUCCGGAGAGGACCUAGCAAGGUACCCUGGACAAGAUACACUUCUGUUUUAUUCUGCCAAUGAUGAAUGGAGGAAGAUUUUGUUUGUUUGUUUUGUUAAGCCACCAUAUUUUUUCUUCUUCCUCCAACACACCACUUGGAGCCAUACCCUGUGCACUGAUGCUAAAGAGACAGAGGAACCGUCUCAGUUCAUAAUUGGCAAGGAUGAAUUUGCUGUCACCACAGCGAGAGUGCAAAAACUUCAUUUGUUUUUGCUGCUUCAGAAGUGUCUGGGAAAGUAUUGUCCCUUGUAUAGGCACAAAUGAAAGACUGAGGGCGAAGGAAACCACAUAUGCAACUGAAUCUGAGGUUUAAUUUAUUCCGUUUAAUCAAUGGACAUGCGAGUGUUCACCUUCUGUAUUUUUAUUUUUAAUUUGUGAAUAAUCAUGUAUGGCUGUACGUCAUUCUGACAGGGUGACUUUGUGUGUACAAACAUCCACCAUUUGAUCAAGUACAACAGCGUGGGAUGCAGAGUUCUGUGGAGUGCUGAACCAUUAAAAUGGUUUCUCACCACUGACUUUGUUAAUUUCUGUUAUGGGUCAUAAUAUGUCAUGUUCCAUCCAUUGCUACCUUUUAAGGCUUGAAAAGUGAGCUUGUGGGGUUUACUUGCUGUUGAAUCUGCCUUGAAUGAAGCACCUAGUGUUCAAAAGAUUUGUGGAAUUUAAACCUUGGCUUGGUAAAAAUAUUUCCAGCAUAUGAUUGAGGAUGCACUAGUUAGAUGGUAUUUUAAUUAUAUAGAAUGUAUAUUUGAAAUAUUUUGCCACAUUGUAUAUGCCUUUUGAGAAAAGAACAAUGUAAGAAGUUGUCUUCAUAUAUCUUACCAAAAGAGAGUAGGAGGCUUUCA